UGUACUCUCUGUAAGAAUAUGUCUAUGCUGGAGCUUUUUUAUGCGAAGUCAACUGCAACCGCUCAUACUGCGAUAACAUUUCCGUCUUCGUAGGAGAGAGCCCUCUCUACACUUUACUGUUUCUUUUUUCGUUUAGACGUCAUAGUUAUAAGGCACAUGCAUCAUGCAUUUCCUUCGAGACGGCCCAGCUGCAACGCCUCGGCCCUCGGUGGUCAGGAGCCUCGAUGCAUUCCAGCACCAGCUAGAAACUGGUAUAGUGGAGGUGAAUGCAAACCUAAUGACUCGAGAGGACCUGAUUGAGUGGAGUGCGAAGGUUAAAGCCGCAGCCAACCGCAUAAAAUGCCUAAGAAUUCUGUGCGUACCAAGGGAGUUCUGCCAAUCCUACUACCACUACAGUCACGUUCAAGUCCGCACAGAUGUUCCACGUCGCCUGCUUAUGAAUGUCCACAAGCUGGCCGUCAAGGUUGCGUCGGCGAAUGUGCAACACCACCUUGUCCGCAUGGCCUUCUACAAGGCGGUGUGUGCGGUGGUGCGAGCGGGGCUAGUGGAGGAGCUGGAGCUGGGGCUGCGCUUCAGCGAGAGCGGCUGCGUGAUGCUGUCGCAGGCGCUGGGCGGCAACAAGUCCAUUCGCAAACUCAGCUUCGCGGGCAGCCACAUGGGCGACGAGCGGCUGGCGUGGUACCAGCCCGGCCUCACCGCCAACACCAGCAUCGAGGAGCUGGACCUCAGCGGCUGCGCGCUGUCGGAUGUGGGCAUGCAGACCAUCGGGGCGGUCAUCAAGGCCCACACCACCCGGCGUCAGUACAUGUCGUACGACCAGCAGCUCCGGUGCUACCCGGACUCCUCUCUGCCGCCCCACGCGGCGCACGCUACCUUCCAUGCGCAGCUGCGCUCCAUUGCGGCGGCGGUGGACGAGCAAGUGGGCGGCUACCUGCGGCUAGACGUGUCGGAAAACGAGCUGACCAACCGCGCCGCCACGGUGCUGUGUGCCGCGCUGUCGUACGACCGGCGCCUGCUGAAUGUGGGCAUGCGGUCCAACAAACUAACCGCCAUCGGGGAGUACGAUUUCGUGAUGCUGAUGAAGGAGCACCAGGCGCUGGUGCAGGUGGACCUGCGGGACAACGCGGAUCCGCAGCUGGGCAUACUCAAGCUCAAGCGCCGAGUGGCCCCCCGCGUCUUCUCCACCGCACUCGGCUUCCAGCCCAACCCCGCUGCGGGGGCGCCCUACUCGCCGCAGCCCACCGAGACCAGCAUGCCGCUGUGGGCCCUCAAAGAUGACGUCCACGAUGACUCCCUGGGUCCCACCCCCCUGGGCUCCCCGCGCUCAUCCCAGCAGCCCCCCAACUCCCCCAGCCGCCUCUCCACAGUCAGCUGGGGAGACAACCACCUACUGACCCGUGGGUCGUCACCCAAGGUAACCAUGCAAAAGGCGGCGGCGGCGGCAGCCGCCGCCGCUGCCGCUGCGGCAGCGGCGGCAGCCGCUGCUGCGGCCGCCGCCAGAGGCAGCGGCGGUCUGUCCCGCAGCCGCAGUGGCCGACUGAUGGGAGGGAUGACCCGCCACAGCUAUAGCGGUGGAGGAACGACACCAUCGUUCCUUCGGAGCGCUUCGCUGGGUCGCUCCUCCUCCAUUGGCCGUAACUCCAACUCCACCUUCACAGCUCCUGCCUGGGGCCGCUCCGCCUCCCUGCCGCACCACAACCACGGCUACAACCGCAAGCAGCAACAGCAGCAGCAGCAACUAAACGGUGGGACGCGUGCUGGAACAGCAGCAGGGCGGGGUAGCCGGCAGGGCGACGAAGAAGAGGAUGACAGUGACGACGGCGUCCCGCUUCCCGGCAGAAGAAGGAAUACCGCUGCUGCAACGGCUAGUACGACACCUGCUGCUGUUGCUACCGGUAGUAAUAAUAACGAUGGUGGUGGCGGUUGGUCGUCAGCGGUUGAUACUGGACUGCCGUACGAUCCUGCCAAACCCCGGCUCAUGCGCGCCUCUUCCGCGCCCAUGUCUUCCUCCAUCUGGAGAACCGCUGUUCGUACACCCCGCCUUAGCGAUGGGUCUUCCCCGUACGGCAGAGAUGGGACGACAGGACCGUCUAGGCUGCCGGCGUGGGCUGAGGAGGGCGGGGAUGAUGAUGGGGAUGAGGGGGAGGCAGAGGGCGGGGGAGGGCGUGUGAGCGGCUCGGGAGGAGGAGGGGCAGCGGGAGGAGAGCUGCUGCGGCGGAGGAGCCAGGAGAGUGUGGAGGGGGCUCCGUUGAGUGUUGCGACAUCCGCAGCUUCACUGGGAUCUACAGGAGGAGGGGCUGCUGCUACUGCCACAGCUGCUGCUGCUAACAAUGCUGCUGCAGCCUUGGCGGCGGAGAAGGAGGAGAAGGAGGCAACGCUGUCCGGUGAAGCAGGGACAGCGGCCACUGCUGCUGCCUUGGCUCCGGAAUUGCUGGGAGGUACCAACGAACCCACAUUGGGCGGCGCCAGCGGUAACGGCCAUCAUCACCAUCAUCAACACAACGACGCUCACGGCGCAGCAGCGGCGGCGGCAGCAGCUCAGCGAAUCCAUCGACGCAUGCCACCUGCCGCCCUGGCAGCAGCGGCGGCGGCGGCAGCAGCAGCAGCAGCGGCGAAUGGAGGCCAUUACCCUGGAGGAGGUUUCCAGCGAUCCGCCGCCCUCACAGCUGCCGCCCUUGCCUCCGGAGACUCCUUUGGUUUCGAACGUCCUCCACCCUCUACUACUGCCGGUGCUGCUGCUGCUGCUGCCACUGCGGCUGCUGCAACUUCACAAAGAGGUGCCGUACACGCACCCGUUCCCAUGCCGUACAACCAGCCGCCUCCGCCUCCGUUGGUUCUUAGAAACGGCGGCGGCGGUGGGGGCUUUAGCUCUGCUCCGUCCAGUGCCAGGACCUAUCAAUCCGGAGCUCCUUCCGCUCCUUCCACGAAUGGCCUAGUGGCCUUUUCUGUCGCUUCCACUCCCGUACAAGGCGGAAACGGUACAGCAUCAGCACGAGGAGGAGUAGGCGGUUAUGGUGGUUACAACGGAGGCGGUACGACGAUGUACGGCAGCAGUAGCAGGAGCCAGCCAGGAGCAGGUGGAGGAGUGGACGCUAGUGAUGCCGUACGGCAGCAGGCGUUUUUGAGUAUGUUCCACCGUGAGGGGGUGACGGGCGUGCGGAGUACGUCGGAUCAGGGCUACUAUGGCGAGUUCUUUAGUCCGUCUGACUCGCAACGCAGCCCGCAGCAGCAGCAGCAGCAACACCCAUCAGGAGUAUGGAGGGGCAAUGCGUCCCACGUGCACAACGAGGGAGACGACGAUGGGGGCCUGGUUUCAAGCCCCGAGGGAGGACCCGCGCCGGCGGCACGGAGCCGCCUGCUGAGGAAGAAGACGAAGAAGUCCUCCAUAAAAAAGGUGCAGCUGGGAAGCAACAACCACACCACCAACAACAACAACACGAACGCGGCAAGCACGAAAGCUGCAGCCGGGCGGAGGUCACAAGGCGGCGGAGGCCGCAGCAGCGGAGGCGGCUCAGGGUUUCUCACCGCUCGCUCAGGGACCGAGCCUACCCUCCGCCGCAGCGGCGGGCGGUCCGCCACCGUCACCGCCGCCGCCAAGACUACUACCAAGGCCACUGCUGCAGCCGCAGCCGGCGACGGUGGUAGUAGUGGUGGCGGUGGAGGUGCAUCAGCCGUCAAGCGCCGUACGUCGCGUCGACGGCGGGGGCGACAACAACCGCAACCCGCCGAGCAGAGUCCUCAGGUGCUAACACUCCUAGAGCGAUCGCUGCUGCAAAUAGCGCAGGAGGUUAGCAUGCUUGAAGCCGCCGCCGCAGAGGCGGCGGUGGCGGAGGCGGCGGCCGCUGAGGAGGCGGAGCGCCAGGCUGCCGCCGAGGCGGCGGCGGCGGAAGAACAAGCGGCGGUGCAGGCGGCGGCGGAGGCGGCGGCCCGCCGUGAGCGCCGCGCGGCAGCGGCGGCCAAGGCCAGGGCCGCGGCGGAGGCGAAGGCGAGGGCGAAGGCGGCGGAGCUGCGGCGGAAGCUGGAUGCGCUGGCGGAAGUACGGCAGUACGACGGAGCCGCUGGCGGCGCCGCCGUCAGCGUCAACGUCACCACGAUAUUGCAGCAGUUGGACCGUUGGUGCGGGCUGUGCGACGAUGCGCUGUUAAGGCCUGUGAGCGUGGCGCCCGCGGCGGCGGCGGCGGCGGCAGUGAAAAUGAGUGCGGCACGCACAGCGGCGGCGGCCGGUGCGGCAGGGGCAGCAGCGGCGGCGGCCGGGACUGCAGUGUGUAAUACAAGGGCGGUGGCGGGCCAGGGUACGACACCUCGGCAGCCCAUUCAGAUUCCGCAACGUCGGCGGUGAUGGCGGAAGAGGAUGUGAUGAGCUGGCUGUGGCCCGUUUGACGAGCUUACACCCACGAGAGAGGUAUUCAGGAAUGACACUGCGACUUAUGUAUAACGUUGACAAACUGGUGGGGUUUGCUGUGUGUACGGUACGAUUUAUGAUGUUCUGCGGUAACCUGGCGACAGCUGUGUUACUCUAUACUAUGGUACGUGAUUCAGUUCAAAUUGUUAUGUACGGUAGUUCGGUGGGUGGUGUCGUGACGGUACGGUGUGUAUGGUGGGUCAUGAGAGCCCCCCGGUUAAGAGGUGGGCUACACCUGUUGCGUGCGAUCGCCCGGAAUUGAACGCCAUCAGCCAAAACAUAUUGGCAAUCAACAUUGAAGAUGAGGUACCGGUAACUAAGCUUUGCGCAGCUGCUUCAUGGCUGCUGGAUGAGUAGCUGAUGAGGCUCGGUGACCACUGCAAGUCCACCCUGGAGGCACUACCGGAAAAGCAGGGCCGGCAAUGUAUACCCCCCCUCUGCUGGUCUCAGCUUUUGCUUGAACACUGUCGUACACUUGUACUUGCUGCGGUUUCUGGUUGGGUAACUAAGUAGUUGCCUUUCAGGCUGCCUUGGUUCAUGGUAGAAGGGCUCCUUCCUUUUCCAAACUAUGCGCUCGCUGUACUCCCAUCUGGCAGUGUUUGCUCACGUCUCACGUUUGAUGACCCAUGGGUCGUCACGACGCCUAGCACAAUGCGUUUGUACAUCAUGCCUGCUGUCAUGCGUGGCUGGAGGAGGAAGACGUGCAAGACAAGACUGGGAAAGGCGAGGCACAUGAUGUAAAGGAAAGCCUUCGA
Molecule: messenger RNA, 5157 nt
Organism: Astrephomene gubernaculifera
Lineage: Eukaryota; Viridiplantae; Chlorophyta; Chlorophyceae; Chlamydomonadales; Astrephomenaceae
Source: the annotation of a GenBank genome assembly